GCUAGGUUCAUCACAUAGUAGCUUAGCUUUGAAUCUCAAUAAACGAUGCUAUUGCCUGUAAAAUAGCUUUCAUUUUCCCAUGCACACCUCGCUAUCGUAGGGUUGUACAUGGUCCUUACGAGUCGGAUGUACUAUAAUAGUACUGUCUCCGGUUUCAGCGUUCCUGGUUGGAGCGCAUCACCGUAGUGGACAACGACGGCGGGUCGUCCGUCCAUCUGGUGUCUACGGCGACUGCACGUGGCGCAGUCGGUUCAUCGGGUCCAGCCCACAUCGGAGCGGCGUCUACGAGGAGACGCUGCAUCAUCAGCGGCAGCGGCGCAGUCGGAGCGGCGGCGCGCUGCAGCAGCAGCACGUAUUACGGCGUGCGGCUUCGGGAAGGUGUGGUGCCGGCGGGAGUCGGUAGUGAGGUGAAAAGUGCGGGAAAACUGUGAGUACGGUCAAAUAUCUAUGUAACGGGAAAUAGUGUUGUGUUUGAAGAUUUGGAAUCAAGUGUCACGGGACUUAGUAAAUUCAAUUAACUUUGGGGACUUAGAAUUUGAAGAAAAUUGGGACUUAGAAAAAUUUGUAGAAUUUAGUUUAGGACUUAGAAUAAUUUUAAGAAAAACGACGGGACGGGGAAUCCAUGCCGGAUUUCACUCAGGAUUGUAAUUAAGUUCAAACACUUAGAAUAAUUUUGGGAAAAAAUUUUAAGACUUAGGAAAAUUUUGUAAAUUCUAUUGGAACAUUUUGGACUUUAACUUUUUGCGCAAUAAUGGAGGAAUUAAUAAGAUUACAAUCAGAUGUCAGAAGUCAAAUUUCAAGGGGACUAGUUAAUUUCAAGAAAUCGCCAAAGGAGAGGUUAAGUGAAGCUUACUGUCAGACUCGGUUGGAAAAUCUCGAACAAAAAUGGGAAAGUUUCAUCAAUAAUCACGCGGCAAUAGUAAGGCAAGCCGACUCUGACAAUGAACUUUACAAACUCUAUGCUGAUGAGGAUAUCUAUGAAAACACGGAGGACACUUACAUAGAAUUUAAGAGUGUGUUGAGGUUUGCAUUGAGUAAGUUGUGUCCACCAGUGUCAUCAGAAUCGGGGAAAUCAGUAAAUGUAACGGCUAGUAAUGGUAACAGUAAUGCAGUGAAGCUGCCAAAAAUCUGUAUUCCUCAGUUCUCAGGUAAAUAUUCCGAAUGGCAAACUUUCAAAGAUAUGUUCACGUCUUUGAUUCAUGGUAAUGAUAGUUUGGGUAAUGUGGAAAAGCUUCAUUAUUUGAAAGGUUAUGUAACGGGGGAAGCUGAGCAACUCAUUCGACAGAUUCCAGUGUCGGCUGAUAAUUAUGUGCACGCCUGGACUCUGCUAAAUGAGCGGUUCAACAAUAAAAAGUACAUGUCAAAUUGUAUAAUCAAGCGGUUGCUGAGUCAAAGAAACCUCAGUAACGAAGUAUCUUCAGGUUUGAAGGAUUUGAUUGACACAACAACCGAUUGUCUGGAUGGGUUAAGGAAUUUAAAUAUUGAUGUCAGUAACUGGGAUAUAUUGGUAAUACACAUUUUGUCGUUGAAAUUAGAUCCGGAAACUAAAAAACAAUGGGAGUUACAUGUCAGUAGUAAUGUGAGUAGCGAUUGUUUGCCAACAUAUGAACAAUUUAAAUGUUUUAUUACGCAAAGAUACAGGGCUUUAGAAUUCAUAGAACCAAACAAAUAUCAUAAAAAUGUUAAUGUUGACAACAAUCAGGGGAAAUUAAAAACUUUUCAUGUUUUGAAACAAAAUUGUGUUUAUUGCGAUCAGGAACAUAAAAUAAAUUAUUGCUCACAAUUCAUGAAACAAAGUGUUGAUGAUCGUCGUGAUUUUGUGCGGCAAAAACGGUUAUGCUUCAAUUGUUUGAGGUUGGGUCACUUGGCUAGGGAUUGUAAAAACAACACACGGUGUAAAAUCUGUAGGAGACUCCAUAACACUUUGUUGCAUCUGGCGGGUUCUUCAUCUUCUUCAUCAGCUUCAUCUGAAACAAAAAACAAAAUUACGGAAAGGUCGGGAAGGUCAGGUGAGGAUAGGGAGCAAGGGUCAUCAGCAGCAGUGGUCGAUUGCACACUUACUGAACAGGCAGUAGGUGGGGAGGGAAACAUCACUUCUUGUUUUUUGGCGGAAACGGGUAAACAGGUAUUGUUAGCUACAGCUGUGGUGAAGGUUGAGGCUAACAACGGGAAAAGGCAAUCGGUACGCGCUUUGUUAGAUCAAGGAUCGCAGGCGUCAUUUGUAACCGAAUCAACGGUACAAUUAUUGGGAUUAAAAAAGUCAAGGGCAAAGAAUGUCAUAUCAGGUUUGGGUGGGAACAAAAAGGUUAUCACAAAUUCUACGGUUGUCAUUAAUUUGCAUUCACGGGUCGAUCCAAAAAUCAAACUCUCGGUUAAGGCUUACGUGUUGAGUAAAAUUACAUCUUUUCUUCCAAUUAAAAAAGUUGUCGAUUUGAAAGAAUUAGACUUAACAGGGAUUAUCUUGGCUGAUCCUGAAUACCAUACACCCAACAAAAUUGACAUGUUGUUAGGCGCGGAUGUGUACGGGCAGGUUCUACAAGACGGGUUUAGGAAGAGUAUACCGGGUGGAGUAAUUGCACAAGCUACCAGUUUAGGUUGGAUAAUUUCGGGUACGGUAACUGAUUUAAAGAAGCAGUCGAAUAGCAUGGUAGUGAUGCAUUCACUGGUUGAGGAUAAUGAGACUUUGAAGAAAAGAGUUUGGAAAUUGGAGAGCGAGCAAAAGAAAAGGAAUGAAAGGUGGAUGUAUCAGGAAGAAAUGAAAUGUGAAGAGUUGUAUAGGAACAAGGUAAAAAAAACAGGAAGAUAGGGACAGCACACGAGUACGGGUUGUGUGCGAUAGUUCAUGUAAAGGAAAGGAUGGGAUAACGAUAAAUGAUGUGAUGAUGAAAGAUUCAGUAUUUAAAGAUGAUCGUAUGACAGGUUGUGACAAAGUAGAAGAAGCGGUAGAAAUUUACAAGGGAAUUAAUGAAAUAUUAAUGAAAGGAGGAUUUGUAUCAAGAAAAUGUAGAAGUAGAACAAAGAUGAACUUUUAAAUGAAAUAGCGAAGGGUCAGGGACGGACUUACCUGGGAUCGGGAACAAGAUGAUUUUAGAUAAUCGGUGAAUCUCUCGGAGCUAAGGGAAUCUGUAAAAAAAAAAAGGGAAAAAAUAUUAUCAGAGGCAAGAAUGUUCGAUUAUUUAGGUUAACGGGUUUAGAUAGGUAUGAACAAGUUCUUGCUGACAUAAAUAAAGAAUGGGUUACUUACCAUAGUGGGCUGGGUACUCGUGCAGUUCUUUUGGAGACACUAAAAUUGAUCUCGCUGCACAGGUUUUUAUCGCGACUUUCCGUAGUUUAGUUUGACGGAACGGGCUUGGUACAACUUUGGUUUUUAUAUUUUGUAAGUACAUUUUCUUCAUUUAAGUUCUCGUAGGGUAGACACCCCAAAAGAUGUUGCAAAGGUUAUAGAGCAAUUUGUUUAGGGUGUUUGUUAAUAGGUAAAAUCACUGAAACAUCUAGGGUUGACGAAAUCACGAGGGUUGUCACUCUUAGAGCAAAAUUUAAUGUAAUUUUAUAAAGGAUCGGUUUCCAAGUUGUAAAUUCAACGGAAAAAAUAAUUGUAUUAUGUAGGUAAAUAUUUUAAGGUAAAGUCGGAUUGUAAUGGUUUAUUGUUAAUUUUAUGUUUGUCAACAAAUAUGGGAAUUAUUUUGGUUUUUAAGGAUUUUAAUUUGAUCUUUUGGUACGGGUAUGGUUGUAAUACUGGGUUAAAAUGUUCAUGGGUUGUAUAGUUAUUCUAGUCUGUGUUACAUCUAAGCAAAACAUUGUAUUGUAUUUCUUCACGGUGGGCGGCAUUAGUUAAGUUAGGGAAACAUUUAGGUAAAGUCAGGCGGGUAAUAUGUAAAUAAACUUUGAACAAAAUCUUAACAUAUAAGGAAAAACAAUGUUGUAAAUUGUUUUUGGUGGGCGGUAUGUAUAAGUUUGAGUGUCAAGUGAAAAGCAAGUCCACCAAGAACAAUGGGUAAGUAAAACAUAGUUUAUAUUUGGGAUAACAGAUGGCGCUGUGCUCCUUUAGCUCGCGCUAACAUUUGUUUUUUUCCUGGCUUUAUAUACCCCCUGGAAAUGUAUGCCCACCCAGGUUCAGAUAGGUUCAGCUAGGUUCAUCACAUAGCUUAGCUUUGAAUCUCAAUAAACGAUGCUAUUGCCUGUAAAAUAGCUUUCAUUUUCCCAUGCACACCUCGCUAUCGUAGGGUUGUA
Molecule: messenger RNA, 4230 nt
Organism: Ostrinia furnacalis (Asian corn borer)
Lineage: Eukaryota; Metazoa; Arthropoda; Insecta; Lepidoptera; Crambidae
Exons: 1
Coding region: 752-2806 (684 amino acids)
Biological process (GO): proteolysis
Molecular function (GO): nucleic acid binding; zinc ion binding; aspartic-type endopeptidase activity
Source: RefSeq, a predicted model, not a curated record